This is a messenger RNA of Phoenix dactylifera (date palm), 1314 nucleotides long. RefSeq names its product RNI-like superfamily protein. The record is from RefSeq and is a predicted model, not a curated record. Lineage: Eukaryota; Viridiplantae; Streptophyta; Magnoliopsida; Arecales; Arecaceae. Gene Ontology annotation, biological process: SCF-dependent proteasomal ubiquitin-dependent protein catabolic process. Gene Ontology annotation, cellular component: SCF ubiquitin ligase complex. Gene Ontology annotation, molecular function: protein binding.
CCUUUGAUUUAGUGAUGCAAAGAAUGGAUUAUCAUUUAAAUAAUGUCGAGAGCUAUCUACCUGAUGAUUGCUUGCUUAUUAUUUUUCGGAAGCUUCAAAAUAUUACUGAUCGAAAUGCUUUUGGCUUAACAUGUCGUCAUUGGCUUCAUAUUCAAAAUUUAGCACGCAGAUCAUUAAUCUUUCAGUUCUCUUAUAAACCAAAUAUUUACCAAGGGUAUGCUCAAUAUAUACCAAGACUAUUGGUCCGCUUCCCCUAUCUCAAUUCAAUAUCUCUAGCUGGUUGCACAGAAUUACCUGAUUCAGCAUUGGCUCGACUGAGAGAUUCUGGAUCAAACCUUCGGUCUCUUUCUUUAUAUUGUUGUUUUGGCAUCACAGAUAAUGGUCUUACUCAAGUAUCUACAGGAUGCACUCAUUUGGUAUCUAUUACUCUAUAUCGUUGUAAUAUCACAGAUGUUGGUUUAGAAAGCCUUGCUGAGUAUUGUCGGGCAUUGGAGAACAUAGAUCUUUCCUAUUGCAUAUUGAUUUCAGACCGUGGGAUUAAUGCAAUCGCCAAGAGCUGUUUGAAACUUCAUACUUUUAUGAUUUCAUAUUGCAAGGGCUUAACAGGUAUGGGAUUCAAAGGAUGCUCGUCUACUCUAACUUAUUUAGAAGCUGACUCGUGCAUGCUUACUUCAGAAGGAUUGUUGGAAGCUGUCAGUGGAGGUGGGCUUGAGUAUUUAAACGUGUCCAACUUGAGAAACUGGGUUGGCAUGGAUGGCUUGGGUGGGAUUGGUACUGGAUCUGCUCCAAGACUUCGAUUUUUAAACUUGAGAAUGUGUCGUUUUGUUGGUGAUGAAUCAGUGGCGGCCAUAGCCAAGGGCUGUCCAUUACUUGAGGAAUGGAGUGUUGCCGUCUGUCAUGAGAUCCGUAUUUCUGGAUGGUCAGCUAUUGGAUCAAAUUGUGGAAAUUUGAAGAUUUUACAUGUGAAUCGGUGCCGAAAUCUAUGUGACCGAGGAUUGCAAGCUCUGCAAGAUGGUUGUGGCCGACUUGAACUGUUGUAUAUGCAUGGUUGUCGUAAAGUCACUUACCUGGGAUUAGAGACAUUCAAAAUUCAAAGACAGGAUGUACAUAUCAGAAGAGAGGAACGCGUCUCCAUUGGGCCUUAUAUGGAUAGCUUAUUUUCAUGGUGAUAUUUUUCAGAAUGUAGAGAACUUAAACAACAACAAUGAUUACAUUUCAAAAGCUGCUCAUUUCUCCUUGUAAUUUGAUUUAAAGCUAUAUCCUCAAAAAAAAAUUCAAUGACAACUUAGCUUCAAACAAGCUCAGGUUUUUUCA